Molecule: messenger RNA, 519 nt
Organism: Dicentrarchus labrax (European seabass)
Lineage: Eukaryota; Metazoa; Chordata; Actinopteri; Moronidae
Gene: atp5mg
Product: ATP synthase, H+ transporting, mitochondrial F0 complex, subunit g
Exons: 3
Coding region: 105-416 (103 amino acids)
Biological process (GO): proton motive force-driven ATP synthesis
Molecular function (GO): proton transmembrane transporter activity
Source: RefSeq, a predicted model, not a curated record
GGCUGUUUCUGUACAGGCACUUGUGUGGACAGCUGCAGCAGCGGGUCCAGGUCCUGGAGGUGACAUUCAGCUGGGGAACAGUUAGCAUCGACAAACGCAUCAACAUGGCACAGGCAGUGCAAAAAAUGGUCGCUAAAGUACCUACCCUGGUCGGCGCCGCUAUCACCUACUCCAAACCUCGGCUAGCGACCUUCUGGUACUAUGCCCGCGUUGAACUUGUCCCCCCCAGCCCUGCCGAGAUCCCCAAGGCCAUCGAGGGGGCCAAAAAUCUCAUCAAGGCUGUCCAGUCAGGACGUCUCGGUCAAACCACAGUGAAGGAUGCUUUUAGGAAUGGACUGGUGGCCACAGAAGUGUUGAUGUGGUUCUACAUUGGAGAGUGCAUCGGCAAAGGGGGCCUCAUUGGCUAUGAUGUCUGAAUUUUGGACUGUCAUGCUUUUCUUUCUUCAUGGACGUUGUAUGCUCAACUCUCUGCAAGACUCCUGGGAACCAAUAAAUAGAUGUGUAUUGUUUAACACUUGA